This is a messenger RNA of Knipowitschia caucasica, 546 nucleotides long. NCBI's taxonomy places the organism in Eukaryota, Metazoa, Chordata, Actinopteri, Gobiiformes, Gobiidae. The record is from the annotation of a GenBank genome assembly.
AUGGAUCGAGUGUCAGCGUCUAAUGGCCGACGGUUCAUAGCCGACGCUAUAGACGGCUUUUGGUUUAGCAUCUGGCCCGAGGUACGUGGGUUAUGGCGGUUCGCGUUGGGCGCUGAGAAGCCUCUGGACAUUAGCCACGGCGUUCGCGGAGCCAGCCUCUCCUGUCUCUCUUGCCUCCCCCUUCUCUCAUAUCCUCCCCUGUCUCCCCUGUUUCCCCCCAUCUCCCCUGUCUCUCCUGUCUCCCCCAUCCCUCCUUUCUCCCCUGUCACUCCUGUCUCCCCCGUCUCUCCUGUCUCCCUGCCUCUCCUGUCUCCCCCGUCUCCCCUGCCUCUCCUGUCUCUCUUGCCUCCCCCUUCUCUAAUAUCCUCCCCUGUCUCCCCUGUUUCCUCCCAUCUCCCCUGUCUCUCCUGUCUCCCUCAUCUCUCCUUUCUCCCCUGUCACCUCUGUCACUCCUGUCUCUCCUGUCUCCCCUGCCUCUCCCGUCCCCCCCGUCUCUCCUGUCUCCCCUGUCUCCCCUGUCUCUCAUAUCUUCCCCUGUCUCCCUAG